AUGGGAAACGGCUGCGCUCUGUUCAGCACGGCGUUCCUGUCAUUCGCCGCUCUGAUCCUGGCCAUCGUCGCGUGCGCAGGAUCAACCAAGAACUACAACCCGAUCAACAAAAUCUUUGAAGCCCAGCUGGACCUGUCGAACAUGCAGGUGUCCACCGUGCUGUCGAGCGCGAGUUCCAGCGGCACGUCGCUGGAUGCGCUAGGCCUGCCGUCGUACAUCAACCUCGGCCUGUGGUCAUACUGCAUCGCCGACUCGUCUGGUGAGGUCUCGUCGUGCACGUCGCCCUCUGGGAUCCAGGACUUCAACCUCAAGAACAUGCUCUACGAUAACAUCGAGAACAACCAGGUUGCAGAGCUGGUCAGCAGCGUCGCGGAGCUGGCCAUCCCUGACUCGCUGCAGAGCAACCUGACGCACUACAACAACCUGAUCAAGUGCACGUUCAUCACGCUUAUCAUCGGUAUUGUGGUGUCCUUCCUGAACUUCGCGGUGAACGUGCUGCGUUGGGUGGUCCACUUGUCGCUGAUCACGUGGCUGGGCCGUUUCUUCUCUCUCAUUGCAUUCCUGAGCCUGGGCGUAUCCGCGGGGACCAGUACAGGCACCUACGUGUAUAUCAGACGUCUUCUGUCGUCGAGCUACGACGAAUACGGGAUCAGGCUCAACCUAGGCCGCAAUUUCUACGCGAUCCUGUGGGCGAGUGUCGCAGCUGCAUUGUUAAACCUCAUUGUCUGGUCCACGGUCAGGUCGCGGCGCUACGCGAGGGUCGUGCCCGUCGAGGAGAAGCCCUUAAUGUGA
Molecule: messenger RNA, 792 nt
Organism: Lachancea thermotolerans CBS 6340
Lineage: Eukaryota; Fungi; Ascomycota; Saccharomycetes; Saccharomycetales; Saccharomycetaceae
Gene: PUN1
Product: Pun1p
Exons: 1
Coding region: 1-792 (263 amino acids)
Biological process (GO): fungal-type cell wall organization
Cellular component (GO): plasma membrane; cell cortex of cell tip
Source: RefSeq, a predicted model, not a curated record